UUGGUCUCACAUACUUACAGUCCAAGAUGGAUAAUCAUCCUCAAGAUUUUCGUAGAAUUUACCGUAUGUACCCAGAUUGCUUCAUGAAGUUAUGCAAUAUCUUGAGAGAGCGGGGUCAUAUACAAGACACAUACCACAUUAGUGUUGAGGAGAUGAUUGCUAUUUUUCUUCUCACGGUUAGUCAGAAUCAACGAUACUCUGUUGCAACUGAUCGAUUUGAUCGUUCAAAAUGGACCAUCAGUGUAUGUUUCAAUAAAGCAUUACAUGCAUUGGUAUCUUUAGCAUCAUGCUUGAUGGCAUCACCCCCUACUGAUCCACCUGAUAAGGUUAAAUCAGAAUCUCGCUUUUGGCCUUAUUCAAGGACUGUAUCGGUGCAAUAGAUGGGACUCAUAUACCGUGCAUGGUGUAUAACAUAUAUGAGACGCCAUAUCGAA
This is a messenger RNA of Asparagus officinalis (garden asparagus), 434 nucleotides long. RefSeq lists its product as uncharacterized. The record is from RefSeq and is a predicted model, not a curated record. Bases 27 to 380 code for a protein of 117 amino acids. Lineage: Eukaryota; Viridiplantae; Streptophyta; Magnoliopsida; Asparagales; Asparagaceae. The transcript has 2 exons.